AUGCAAAGUCAGGGCCCUCCGACGCCGACCACCCUUUCAUUCGCGCCACCGAUCGAGUCAACGGAUAUUUUCGAGACAUGUCCGGAGGAAGCAUCUCCCAGACCAGCGGGAGUGAAAAGAUGGCUCAGCACGCUACGUCGCCGAAAGCAUCAAGCACAACUGAAUCGCUCUCCCGGUCAACAACCAUGGACGGUGGCCAACUUCGGAAGCCGGUCGACCUCGCCUGCAAAAGACAAAUCGCUUCACCAUAAGAACACCGACUCUCAAGGCUCGUCGAUGGCGUUUGUCUCUGCCGUCAAGUCGGCCACGGCAACUAUCGCGAGUGCCAGCAUAGCAACAGUGUCCAGAAGGAAUGCCAGAUGGCGCCGCGGCCAUCAACGCAGCAGCAUGCUCUCGGGCUCCGAUCCUCGCCCAUCCAUGGACAGUCAUCGAUCGAUCAUGGACGAGGCAGCCAAACAGCGCUCGAAAAGGAGGCGAGAGAAGAUCGAAGAGUUGAUUCGAACCGAGGAGAACUACGUUGCGGACAUCAAAGCCUUGUCGAAUGCAUACUGCACGAUUAUCGGUCAUCAGCCUUCACCUACGAGCUUUGCCAGAAUUUGUGCGCAAAAGAACAUCUCGGCAAUGCUGCAACUCCACGAUGACCUUCUGGGCCAACUGCAUCGGAUUGUGCCUUUCGCAGAGUGCGACCAACGCAUGGCACGAAUGCCUCCUGGACUGCCGUCUUCCCACUCGCACACCCGCUGGCACAGCGUGGACGUAGUCCCAUCUCAACCCACACCCACUCGGUCGAAGCUGGCUUCCAUUCGCCAAGCUCGUCGCUCGCUCAACAUCAAUCGAUCUGUCGAGGAUGACCACCCGAUGCUGCGCUGCAGCCCAUUUGUCGUUUCGGUGAUGGCAAAGGCAUUUCGAGAACAUAUGAAUCGCUUCGCGCUAUAUGAAGAAUACGGGGCGAAUUAUGAGGUGGUGCUGAGCGACAUCGACGAUGUACAGCGGGCGACUUCGAUGUGGUCGGACUUUGACAGGGCGAUUGAGGCCCUAUCGGUGCAUGUCAAUCCUGUGAAGAGUCGUGAGGCGAACCGGAAGAAAGCAAUGACGGUCAAAGAUCUACUGAUCAAGCCCAUUCAGCGACUACCGAGAUACGAGCUCCUAUUUGGCGACCUGUGCAAGCUCACUCCCGUCUGCGACGACCCGGAGGCCAAUGCCGCGAUACAAGACCUUCUACACGACAUCAGCGCAGCCUGCCGACGCAUGAACGAAGCCAAAGAUGACCCGGUGAAGUCACGCAUGCUGGAAGCAACUUGGCUGCUCGGGGAUCGCCUCACCUUCUCCAACCAAGUCCCUCGCUCUGUCUUCCUCCAGCUCCUCGGGCAGGUUCAUCUGUGCGGCUGCUUGCACAUUGCAUAUCGAAGCAAAGAUCGCAUCAAGGGGUUGUACGCCAUUUGCAUUCUGUUCGACUCGACGCUGCUUGUUGCGAUUGCGAACGAGGACCCUUCGCGGUAUGCGACUCUGGCAGGCAUCCCCCUUGCGAAUGCUGCUGUGGUGGAGAGCGACAACGGCAAGGGUCUGCAAUGCUACACCGCCCCGCACUCAUGGAAGCUGGUCUUUGAGUAUUCCGCACGGAUGUUCGAGAUCAUCUUUACCGCAUGCUCGGCGACGGAAGCGGACGUCUGGCGCCAACAUAUUGGCGACUCCAUCACGAGCCAGUCGCAAGCGGUUGCAGAAGGCCAGUCGAAUGUAUUCGAGCUGCAUUCACCUUUGAUUGCAGAAAUGCGCAGUGUCGGAAAGGCAUUUGGAAAGCCGGGCAGUUUCGUGCGACGCAUGUCGGUCCACCGCACGGCGACCGUUGGUCCCACGACCGAUUUGAAUCAAGUCAUCAUCAAGAACACGCAAGCGGCGAAAGAGGCGCUGGAGACUUCAUCCACCACCUCCCUGCAAAUUCCUCGCUCGCAAUCCAUGGCAACGCCAAGUCACGUCCAGACCCUCGCGCCCGGACGGGCGGACAGAGUACGCCUGGAGAGCAUACUCUGCGACGUGUGGACCAAAGACCUCCUUCCAUACCCGGGCAUGCAACCCCGGCGAUCAGACCCAAUCCGCGCAUCUGCCAACCACGUCAUCCGCAAGUUCAGCAUGGCGAGCAUCACGAGCAACUUCUCGUCAUCGAAGCGAUCAGCCAGCUACACGAGCAUCAGCACCAACCACAAAGAAGACAUGCCGCCGCCGAAACUGCAGAAGAGUAUGCGCGGUCGAGCGAACACGAACAAGCCUACUGCUAGACCGCCGCUCGUGGACUUUCACAACGCACCGGAAGCUUUCCUACCUGAGGAUUUCGAAUUGCAGGUUGAUCGUGGCAGCAAACGCAAGAAGUCGGCGCUGCGCACGUUGACUAUGACCAUGGAGCGGCCGUUCAGCCCAUUGCUGGGACACGAUCAGAAAGCCUCUGUUCUACGCCGAGCACAGAGCGUGAAGGAAGUCGGCGGAGCGAAGUCUUCAGUCCCGAUGGCGACGUCGGGGGAUGAUAGCGUAGGAGACGACAAGUCUUACCCGCCGGCAUACAGUGUUGGACGAGAGCGGACGAAGACGUUGCGAUCUAGUGAUGAGACGAUCAUCGCAGGGCAUGGCAAUGGAUCUGCCAAGACGCCCAAGAAGAGCAAGAGCAGCAAGAUAUUGCGCUUGUUUAAGGGGUGA
Neohortaea acidophila is the source of this 2685-nucleotide messenger RNA. RefSeq lists its product as uncharacterized. The record is from RefSeq and is a predicted model, not a curated record. Gene Ontology annotation, cellular component: cytoplasm. Gene Ontology annotation, biological process: regulation of GTPase activity. Lineage: Eukaryota; Fungi; Ascomycota; Dothideomycetes; Mycosphaerellales; Teratosphaeriaceae. Gene Ontology annotation, molecular function: guanyl-nucleotide exchange factor activity. The transcript is spliced from 4 exons. Bases 1 to 2685 code for a protein of 894 amino acids.